CACGGCCUGUAUCACGUUUCACUAAGAAAUGGUUAUUUAAAGGCAACCCACACGCUGUGCGGGCAAUAAGUAAAACAGUGUACUGUAACCUUCCCCAGUGACUUCCGAGAGAUCACGGAGUCAUUCGAGCCUACAAAUCCAAUGGGGCGGCACGAGGGGUAAGAAGCCGAAGCUGCGUCACUUUUAUUGCCCCGCCCGAGGCGGCUGACUGCUGUACUUCGUUCUUUCUGUUUCUUAUUCCUGUUAUUAUUAUUCGUUACUUUCAUUUCUCCCCGCCCUUAAAACCACGUCGCCAGAGAAGGGGAGCUUCUCUUCUGUCUCCGCUACACCGGCGGCGAUAGUCAAGCAACCUACCUAAAAAAAGACGUCUCGAUAGUUCGCGAAGAUAGUUGCCUCUCUCUCUCUGAAGCUCUUCCCAACGUUUAUUUAUUCUUCCACGAGCGUGUCCUUGUUAAGCUGUAUUUAAAAAAAAACAGAAGUUCAAAGGACUCGAGGCUCCUUCAGCCGGUCUCAUCUCAGCAGCGUAAGAGGAGGGGAAGAAAGAGCAAAACAUUGAGAGGUGACGUUGCUGCUAGUCGAAGGAGAUAAGUGGCCAAGGGACUCCUUACUUCGCGCUCGGGGGACAGAGGUGCGACUUGACUCCACGGCCAUGGGGGUCACCUUAGGCGCCCCCGAUUCGCCCUAAAGCCACUCGUCGGACAUUUGCGUGAAGAAGGUAGCCGAGCACAGCGCGAGAGUGGCCAGCAGCUAGCCCGAGGACCUGAACUGUAUAACUGGGAAGAUACGCAGCCGCUGCUCUUCUGACUUUUUCCAGCACGUUUCGUCUUUUUUUCCAUCUAGGAUUGUAUCUUAACCUGGAAUCGUUCGCCCUGUUCACACAGUUCUGCCUGGAGGGCUACAUUUCUCAGCAAGUCAUUUUGAUCUGAUCAACCUACAAAGCAUCCCAGAGCUUAUAGUAACGUCUGUUUCUGACCACUUUUAUAUGAAGAAAUCCAUUUGUUCUUCAGUCUUGGAGAUAACAAUUCCUAAAUUAUAGGUAACAAGGCGGUCAGUUCUCAGAAUGGGCUAAUGAGUACCUUUGUAGGGAGGCUGGAGAAUUUGAAGAGUGCACAGAGAAUUCAUUUCAUUUGUGUUUAGAGUGUGAGUGAGUUACAGCAAGGUGCUGCAAGCCUUUUUCCUGCUGAAGGAGCUAGAUCUGUUGUCCCUGCAGUGUCCUAGAUUUGGCCUUGGGUGCAGGAAAUGAAUUCUGGCAGGAGGAAAGUGAAAAUCGUGGGAAUCAUGAUGAUGGUGAAUUUAUUCAUUUACAUCAUGGUGGAGGUUUCCCGCAGCAAUGGUGGCCAUGGCAAAAAUUCCCAUAAUACAGUGAUCGUGACAGAAAAACGAUUUUGGAAGAAACAGGUUCCAAGUGAAGCUUAUUGGAACAGACAGCAAGAAAUAAUGGAUUAUUUAUAUAAUCCCAUCCUAGGCACACUGAACAGCACGAUCUUGGAGGAAAUUAAAAAUGCUAACAUAAGCCUUUCGAGUUUAAAUUCUUGUGAGCCUGACCUUCAUGUGAAAACUCAAGUGAAGGAUUAUAACUUUCUGCCUAAUCGAUUCAAAGACUUUCUCCUCUACAUGAAAUGUAGGACGUACUCCCUGGUUGUCAAUCAGCCUACAAAAUGCAAAAACAGCCCCUUUCUUUUGCUGGCCAUUAAAUCACUUUCUCCACACUUUGAUAGAAGACAAGCAAUACGAGAGUCUUGGGGGAAGACUCAAAAAAUAGGCAACUACACGGUAGUUACUGUCUUUUUGCUAGGGAAUGCAACAGCUGUCGAUUUCUUUCCAAACCUCAGUGAGAUGCUGGAGCAUGAGAGCAAAAUGUACAAUGACAUCCUGCUUUGGGACUAUAGAGAUUCGUUUUUCAAUCUUACAAUUAAAGAGGUGCUGUUCCUGGAGUGGUUUUAUCAGUACUGUCCCAACGCACAGUUCAUCUUUAAAGGUGAUGACGAUGUUUUUGUGAACACCCACAGGAUCGUGGAGUACUUGAAGGGUUUACAGAAGCCAAAAGCCAAAGAUCUGUUUGUUGGGGAUGUUAUCACAAAUGCAGGGCCACAUCGCAAUAAAAAACUGAAGUAUUUUAUUCCUGAGAGCAUGUUUGUGGGAUCCUACCCAUCUUAUGCAGGUGGUGGAGGGUUUUUGUAUUCUGGAGACUUAGCUUUGCGACUCUACAAUAUUUCUCAGCAAGUAUUACUUUUUCCUAUUGAUGAUGUCUAUACAGGCAUGUGCCUGAAAAAGCUGGGCCUCACUCCCGAAAAGCACAAAGGAUUCAGAACCUUUGACAUUGAAGAGAAAUACAGAAGCAAUCCUUGUGCUUACAGAAGCCUCAUACUUGUGCAUAGCAGAACACCUCAGGAGAUGAUUCAGAUUUGGUCAUGGCUGAAGGAUUCAGAAGUAAAUUGCCAGUAAGGACAAAACCUUUGAGACUGUGCAAACUUGAAGCAUUAUCCUCUUAAUCUGUCUCAAGGAAUGGUCACCCUAUAGUCCAUGUAAGGAUGACAGCUGUAUUCCGCACUUUGGCCUGGAGCCCCGCCAGUAGCCAGAUUCAGUGUUGCUGGCAAAACGUACUCUUCUUGAUAAGUUGCCUUUGAAAUCGUGGUGCAUAUGUGUGUGUCUUAAGUUAAUUAUAUCGGGGUAAAAGGUGGAGAUAGGUGUUCAUUGAGCCUUAAUGUGAAAUAUGAUUGAAUUAUUUUCCCUGCAUUUCAGAAUAUUUUUGCAAGUAACAUGUUAACACGUUUUAAUUAAAACUUCAGUUAUAAAUAUAUUAACUUGCUAUUUCUUUCAGUCAUAGCUGAGGAGGCAUCUUACUAGCGAGGGUGUAGUAUUUGAAAUUUCUGUAUCCAUUUCUGGGCGAUUUCAUAGCAAAAUUAUUAACAAUAAUACAAUCUGUCAUCAGUAUUUCACUCCUCCAUAUUAGCCAAUAUCUUGUAAAAUAUAUUAUUUAAUUCUGCUUAGAUUUUUAGGGCAGUGUAGAAGAUUUACCAGUUCCAGUCCUUUGUAAAUUAAUAAUAAAUUUGACAAACACAUAUUGUUGUAUGCUUUCUAGCAAGAGGUCUAUAUAUAUAUAUAUAUAUAUAUAUAUAUAUAUAUAUAUAUAUAUAUAUAUAUAUAUACAACGCAUGUAUGUCUAAUCGUACAGCAUAGACUUCGGGUUAACACUUUUUAUGGACAGCUUGAGCUACUGUCAGGCUCUUUUGUGUUUAUAACUUUGUCAUUCUGCAGUUUUUGACUCUGCAGUAUUAAGUGCCUCAUUCUUUAGAUGCUGCACUGAUCUGGUAGUGAAGAUAAGCUAAAUGUUUGUAGAAGCGUAACAGUAUUCCUCUAGAUACCUCUCAACUAUCCAAAGAGAAAUGCACUGACUGCAAAUCAACAGUCUCAAAUGAAAUGUUCUGUGUGUCGGCUGAAGUUAGGUCUGAAUAUGCAGUAGUCUGAAAGUGCCUCGGAAAAAUGCUCCUGUCCUUGAGACCAUCUUCCGUAAUGCUGACUUGCUCUUUUUUUUUUUUUUUUUCUCCCAUGUACAGAUGAAUCUUUACAGUUUUUUAUUCCAAGUGUGUCAUCGCCCAUUUACAUUUGGUUUUCAGAGCUGCUUGCAGCCUGCUUACUGUCUUGUGAUUCACAGCUUUCAUUUCUUUUAUGUGUACUUGCUACCUAAUAUUUACAGUAGUGAAUGACUGCAAAAUGAAUAAUGACAGUUAUUAGUCUUGUCUUUCAUUUUGAAAAUAUGUUGCUAGUCCUUGAAACAAAGAAUUUUGUAUUUUGUUUUAUGUUAUUUAUUGGAUUUUUUUUUUUUAAUUGUUGCUCUCCACCUUCCUUGGUGAAUGUAAAUUUUUAGACUUUUCUAUGUAUCCAUUAUAAUACUAUUUUGAGAAGUGCACUGAAUUUUGAAUACUAUUGAAUAUUAAAGUUUAAAGAAGUUUAAAGAAUGUAAUGAACCAAAGAUAGUUGAGCUGGCAGUAUAUUACUACUUUAUUGUAUUCAUUUGUAAGCUUUUCUACUGAGAAAUGAAGUAAGUGUGUGUGUGUGUGUGUGUAUGUGUGUUUGUAUGUAUGUGUGUGUGUGUGUGUGUGUGUGUGUGUGUGUGUGUGUGUGUGUGUGAGUGAGUGAGUGAGUGAGUGUGCAACAGUGCUGCUUAUAAUCUUCCUGCACCUGUUUAUCAGACAUACCUGCUGUUAUUUAUUAUAUGGAGCUGAAGACCAAGUGAUUUCUGUUAGUUUGUAUUUUGCAGAAUGUAUUUCAGCUUUUCAAUGUCAUACACAGCGCGGGAGGUUUUGAUCACAUCUUUCUUGAUGUUCUUAAAACUUUGUCAAGAUGCUCCAACUGUCUGCAAGUAGGCGGCUGAGGCUUUUACAAAUAAAUGUUCAUUUUAAACCAAAAAAAACAAAACAAAAAAAAAACAAAAACCACAAUUUUUCAUUAUGUUUCUUGCUCGGUUCUAUUCACAUUGCAUUGUUGUUCACAGUACUUGAUAUUUAACUUCUGUAUUUCUCCAGUAUUUAAGGUGCAUCCACUAUGCUCUGUUGAUUUGAUGUUUCCUGGAGAGGGUAAUGGAUGUGUUUUUUAAUUUUAAAACAUAAUAGUUGCUAUUUACCCUUUUUCAAGAUAAUAUUGCUAUAAUUACACACUGAGAAAACAGAUGAAGUGCUGAUUUUAUGUUUAAAAAGUGACCCUUCUGGCUCAUCAAAAUUCCACUAACCUGUUGAACACUUACUGCUUUAUUUUGGUCCUUUUUCACCUUUAGUAUCCUCCCCUUCGAUCUUAAAUGUCAACACUGGUCUGUAUGUUUAUAGGCCCAAAUGAUAUUUUAUUCUGAUCUUUAUAACAUGAAAAUUGUUGAUAAUAAAGUGUUUUCUUAUAAGGAGGAUGAC
Messenger RNA from Polypterus senegalus (gray bichir), 4901 nucleotides. RefSeq names its product UDP-GlcNAc:betaGal beta-1,3-N-acetylglucosaminyltransferase 2b (gene b3gnt2b). The transcript has 5 exons. The record is from RefSeq and is a predicted model, not a curated record. Gene Ontology annotation, molecular function: hexosyltransferase activity. Lineage: Eukaryota; Metazoa; Chordata; Cladistia; Polypteriformes; Polypteridae. Bases 1240 to 2445 code for a protein of 401 amino acids. Gene Ontology annotation, cellular component: membrane.